AUGGAAGCAUCGAAGUCGAAGAAGAGAGUUUGUGUCUCUCUAGUACCUCUCGCUCGACGUCCGCUUCGCUCGAGCCGUCACGUAGUCCCUACCACUCACAGAAAGCUACUGCUAGAGGUGGCGUUCAAGCUGCGGCCGUGCGAAGUCGAUGAGCUCCGGUUUUCCGUCAAGGAUGCGGUGCCUGACGAGACUGCGGCCGACGCCCUUACGGCGCUCGGGUUACUGGAGUGCCUGGAGCGCCACAAACUGCUCGGUCCGGAGAAAUACGCGAUCCUGCGAGGAUACUUGGAGGAAAUGGGCAGAAGAGAUCUCGCAGAUCGUCUUGCCCCUCCGGAAGAACUAGGGGCCUCCACCCGCACUCGCCCGGCAAUCCCCGGCACUCUUAGCCGUAUUGCGAAAUGUCUCGACAUCAAUUGCACGGUGUGGCCGUACAGCACGUACAGGAGGAACGCGCUGAAGGUGUUCAGGGAGCUAGGCGAAGGAGAAGUGGAGCAGGUUCGAUGGCUCUCGCAGGAUUUCUUUAGCGAGACGUCCUGGGCGAACGAAAUGACAGGAGUGGAGCUCCUGAACACAUUGGAGAGUAGUUGUCUACUGGGACCUGGAAACUACACGUUUCUCAUUGACUGCCUUGAAGAGAUUGGUCGCCCAGACCUGAUGAUUCACAUCAUGCCCCCCAGCCUCCCUCAUCUCCCUGCCUCCAUGGAUAUCCCCGCUCUUCUGCGCCACAGACACUUUGAGAACAUUGAACUAAAGAAAAAGCAGUACCAGUUUGGAAUAAGAAACCUGAUGAUGGUGACACAGAUGGCCUCACAGAACACUACACACAUGGCAGUUGGAUGGCAUAAGCGCAUUCUCGGAGCCCUUUCUCCAAAAUAUCUAGAAGCACACUCAAGUUUCAUUAUUGAAAACCUGCCAACAACCCUCAUCAACAUGUCUCUCCACAUCAACGAUCUCCUUGAUUCGGUCCAGGAAUACGAAAGACACGGCGACACGGCCAAGUUUGCCAGACAUGUCUCGGAUUGCGAGCAGCACCUCGAUAUCCUCCAGAGCCUAAUGGAGGAAAUUGAUUGGGACCACACCCCACGUAAGAGGGAGAGCAUUGCCACAUCUCGGCAGUACCAUCCUGUGAGGCAAGCCUCAUACGGAGCAUUCAGCGGCAUUGCAGAGCUCCUGCUCGAGUUCAGCGGUAGCAGAGAGCGACUGCAGGAAGAAUCGCGACUCUUAAGCAAGAAGCUCACCAGACUCGAAUCUCUCCUUCGUCUCUCUGGCUACAUGUGGUCGCUCACCUCCUGGUUGAUUGCCUUGCUCCAGGUGGCAGUUCGCUCCCCCGUGUCUCUCUCAAGGUACGACUCCCUAUUUCGGCUGUUGGUCCACCGAAACAGACACAUCAUCCGGAGCAAUAGUGAUAUGCUAGACACCGUCCUCAGUCCCACCUCUGUUGGGAGAGAGCUCUUGAAAGGAUUUCGCAAGAAUGAUCUGGUGACCAACCCCGAGGAAGGGGGCUCAGAUCCUGUCUUGCUUCACGUAGCUGCAACUCCCAUCCCAGUCUUUGCUUUUGUGCUCCUGCUACUCUCUCAACACCCCUCCCUUGCCUCCAGUGACCUGGAAGAGAUUGUAGCCUCUCUGAAAUUGUAUGUCAGCAGUCGAGAAGAGGGCUUCUGUAGGAUCAAUGGAGAUGUGACCAUGAUGGUACUGCAAGGCAUUGGCAGGGACAUUGAAACCUUCAGAUACUCAAAGAUUCAGGAGUUUGAGACACACAAUGUCCAUGGUCAUGGAAUCGCUGAUAUCUUCAACCUUUAG
Geodia barretti is the source of this 1800-nucleotide messenger RNA. The record is from the annotation of a GenBank genome assembly. Lineage: Eukaryota; Metazoa; Porifera; Demospongiae; Tetractinellida; Geodiidae.